Messenger RNA from Maudiozyma barnettii, 2448 nucleotides. It is a transcript of the gene AXL2, whose product is annotated as Axl2p. Gene Ontology annotation, molecular function: calcium ion binding. The transcript has a single exon. The record is from RefSeq and is a predicted model, not a curated record. Gene Ontology annotation, cellular component: membrane. Bases 1 to 2448 code for a protein of 815 amino acids. NCBI's taxonomy places the organism in Eukaryota, Fungi, Ascomycota, Saccharomycetes, Saccharomycetales, Saccharomycetaceae.
AUGAUAAGCCUCACAACCACGUCUGUGUACAUAGUUGUGUGGUUAUUAUUCCAACAAUGGUUUAUAUCGGUUGUGCAUUGUGCACCUUACGAAGCAUAUCCUGUGAGUAAACAAUUACCUCCUGUUGCUAGAGUUAACGAAGAAUUCGCCUUCGUGAUAUCUAACGAUACUUAUAAAUCAAGUGUGGAUAAAACUGCACAAAUCACAUAUAACGCUUAUGAUCUACCAACUUGGUUAACAUUUGAUUCGAAUUCACGUACUUUUUCAGGUACUCCGCCAUCCUCAUUUGUCGAGGAUGUCACUAAUAACAUUCAAUAUUUCAAUUUUAUUCUACAGGGGACAGACACUUCAGAUAAUUCCUCGUUAAACGAAACCUAUACCCUGGUGGCUACUUUAACCUCGAGUAUAUCGGUAGCUAGUAAUUUCAAUUUAUUAGCCCUAUUGAAAAAUUACGGUAAUACAAAUGGUAAAGAUGCUUUAAUAUUGACACCAAAUGAAAUCUUUAACGUUACUUUCGAUAGAUCAUCAUUCACAAAUGACGGAUCGAUUACAUCGUUUUAUGGUCGUUCUGCGGAGUAUAAUGCACCAUUACCAAGUUGGUUGUUCUUUGAUUCUAAUACUUUAAAAUUUAGUGGUACCGCCCCAACGGUUAAUUCAGCAAUUGCUCCAGAGGCAUUCUUUCAAUUUACUUUGAUUGCAACAGAUAUUAAUGGGUAUAUGGGUGUUCAAAUUCCGUUCCAAUUAGUCAUUGGUGCUCAUCAGUUAACGACAUCUGUUCAAAACACAAUUCUUAUCAAUGUCACUGAUUCUGGGUCUUUCAGUUAUGCGUUACCCUUGAAUUAUGUAUAUUUUGAUAAUAAUGUCAUCACAUCUACCAAUUUGAAAAGUAUCGUUUUACAAGAUAAUAGUCCAUCAUGGGUGACUCUAAAUAAUGAUACUUUGACGGGUAGCUUAGAUAAUCAAACAAGAGGUGGUACUUUUUCAGUUGCAAUUUACGAUGAUUACGGAGAUGUUGUUUAUUUAAAUUUCGAAGUUUUAUCAACAAAAGAUUUAUUUGCUACAAACUCCCUACCAAAUAUCAAUGCCACUCGUGGUGAAUACUUCCAAUAUAGUUUCUUACCUUCCCAAUUCACUUCUUAUGAUAAUACUACAGUUUCGAUAAUCUAUCCAAAUACAUCUCAGUCCCAUGAUUGGUUGAAUUUUCAAUCAUCAAACUUGACAUUGUAUGGUAACGUUCCAAAUAGUUUUCAAUCUUUGAAUAUAGGUGUUAAAGCGGAAUACGAAGCACAGUCUCAAGAGUUGGACUUCCAAAUAAUAGGGAUGUCUAAAAUUUUACAAAAUUCCACACAUCAUAAUUAUACUAAUACUACUACAACUUCAUUUUCUUCAUCUUCUACCUCAAGUAUUUCUAAAAGUUCAUCUACCUCACACAGUAUAACAUCUUCCAUAACAUCUACGUCAGCUACAAAUAGUGCUACGUCAGCUCCAGUUACAACCCAACAUAAAACGCAUUCGAGCAAUAAAAAGACUGUUGCAAUUGCAUGUGGUGUUGUAAUCCCUGUAGUUGUGGUUGGUUCCUUUAUCAUUCUUCUAUUAAUCUUGUGGAGACGUAGAAGAUCGAAUGGUAAGGAUGUAGAAAACUCUAGUAAUGAUGUUGAAAAAUCUACAGGUCCAUCAGGAGGAUCAGAUACAAAAUCACCAGAUACCAUAACUGCUAUGCAUAAUCCUUUUGUUGGUGAUGAUGAAGAGUCGCAAUCUGGUUCGGAUUUUUCAACUAUAAGAGAAGAAAAAAUGGGUCAUCACCCAUCAAACGAAUUAUCUUCAAGCGAAAAUGUCUUUUCAGAUGUAUUUGAGUCACAAAGCAGAGAAAAUCUGUUGUCAAAUAAUCAAAACACGACAAGCAAUAAGAAAUCUGCAUUUUUCAAUCCGUAUGAUAGAACAUCAUCAUUUUAUAUGGACGCUGAGCCUGCAAACACAAAAUCAUGGAGAUAUAAUUCUACUGGUGUUGGAGGUGAUAACAGGCAAAGUACACUAUCACUGAAUACAGUCACCACAGCAGAUUUGUUCAAUACAGAGAUCAAAGAGGAUGAACCAAUGAAGAAAGAUCCAAGAAAAUCCUCAUUGGGUCUAAGAGAUUCAGUUUUUGGUACAACUGUUCCGGUAGUUACAAAUAGAAAUACGCUAUCCCCUUUGACUGAGCAUAUUUAUAGUAAAGAUGCUUCUGAUACAGUAACAGGUACACAUACUUCCAAAUUAUCUAGUGCUGGAUCAAAUUCUUCUAAUGAUGAUUUCAUACCGAUGAAAAAUGGAGAUGAUUACAAAUGGGUUCAUAGUAACGAACCAAAUAGGAGACCCAGUAAAAAAAGAUUCGUUAACCUUACAAGUGAAGGUAAGAUUAACGUCGGUCAAGCAAAUAGUAUUGAAGGACAGGAACCUGAGAUGAUUUGA